This is a messenger RNA of Cladophialophora psammophila CBS 110553, 2619 nucleotides long. Its product is annotated as endoribonuclease ysh1. Lineage: Eukaryota; Fungi; Ascomycota; Eurotiomycetes; Chaetothyriales; Herpotrichiellaceae. Gene Ontology annotation, molecular function: RNA binding; 5'-3' exonuclease activity; RNA endonuclease activity. The record is from RefSeq and is a predicted model, not a curated record. Gene Ontology annotation, cellular component: mRNA cleavage and polyadenylation specificity factor complex. Bases 1 to 2619 code for a protein of 872 amino acids. Gene Ontology annotation, biological process: mRNA 3'-end processing by stem-loop binding and cleavage. The transcript is spliced from 3 exons.
AUGGCUACGAAAAGAAAAGCUGCGGCCAUGGCCGCCGCCGAAGACGAUGAGCAAGUAGACCCUUCAGAUGAGCUUGUGUUUAUUGGGCUGGGUGGAUGUCAAGAAGUCGGCCGAUCGUGUCAUAUCCUACAAUAUAAGGGCAAGACUGUCAUGCUCGAUGCAGGCAUGCAUACAGGUCGAGAAGGGAUGUCAGCCAUGCCCUACUUCGACGACUUCGAUCUGAGCACUGUGGACAUCCUAUUAAUCAGCCAUUUCCAUCUGGACCAUGCGGCCGCGUUGCCUUACGUGCUCGCCAAAACCGACUUCAAAGGACGAGUCUUCAUGACGCAUCCAACCAAAGCAAUCUACAAAUGGCUUAUUCAGGACUCUGUCCGAGUGAGCAACACUACAUCAACUUCGGACCAAAGAACCUCGCUCUACACCGAAGCAGACCAUAUUUCAACCCUGCCUCAAAUCGAAACGAUCGACUUCUACACAACGCAUACGGUUUCCGGGGUCCGAAUAACACCGUACCCGGCUGGCCACGUUCUCGGAGCUGCCAUGUUUUUGAUCAAUAUCGCUGGGCUCAAUGUCUUCUUCACCGGGGACUAUUCUCGAGAGCAGGAUCGACAUCUCGUAGCCGCCGAGGUUCCAAACGUUGCGAGCGUGGGCAAGAUCGAUUGUCUUAUCACAGAAUCGACAUUUGGCAUCUCAAACGCCCCACCACGCACAGAGAGAGAAACAGCUCUCCUGAAAUCUGUUUCCAAUAUACUGAAUCGCGGCGGGAAAGUUUUGAUGCCAGUAUUUGCCCUCGGUCGGGCACAGGAACUCCUGCUCAUCCUCGAGGACUACUGGCAGCGGCACCUCGAGCUCCAGAAGUUUCCCAUCUAUUAUACCGGCAACACGGCACGAAAAUGCAUGGUUGUGUAUCAGACCUACAUUAAUGCGAUGAACGACAACAUCAAACGCAUCUUUCGAGAGAGAAUGGCCGAGGCCGAAGCCGCUGGCAAUGCGAAAGGUGUCAGUGCAGGCCCCUGGGACUUCCGCUAUGUGCGAAGCUUGCGAAAUCUAGACCGGUUUGACGACGUGGGAGGAUGUGUAAUGUUAGCUUCGCCCGGUAUGAUGCAGUCAGGCAUGUCCCGCAUCUUACUCGAAAGAUGGGCACCAGAUCAACGCAACGGGGUCAUAAUGACGGGUUAUAACGUUGAAGGGACCAUGGGCCGGACCAUCCUGUCCGAACCAGAAAUGAUUCCUGCGAUCAUGAGCGGUGGAAACACUGGUCUGGGCCACGCAAUGGGCCGCAGGAACAAAGACGAUGAGGCCGCGGUGAUGAUACCCCGACGGUGUUCGGUUGAGGAGUUUCAGUUCGCAGCCCACGUUACAGGGGUUGAGAACGUAGAUUUCAUUCAGCAAGUUGAUGCACCCCAUGUUAUUCUGGUCCACGGAGAACGCUCUCAAGCCGCACGACUCAGAUCAAGACUGCUGGAUCUGAAUUCCCGCCGAUUGGCGAGCAACCCAAACGCACAGCAAACAAAAGUGUACAGUCCAGAGAACGGCGCAGAGAUCAAAAUCCCCUUCAGGAAGGAUAAAGUGGCGAAGGUCGUCGGCAAGCUGGCGCAGAUACCUCCCCCUUCGUCUGCCGAAGCAGAUGAGACGCGAGUGAUCAGUGGAGUACUAGUGCAGAACGGCUUCAAGCUCAGCCUGAUGGCCCCAGAGGAUCUUCGCGAGUACGCGGGCCUAACGACAACGACAAUUUUAUGCCGACAACAUAUCACACUUGCCGCAGCCGGGGUCGAGCUUAUUAAAUGGGCACUCGAAGGCACCUUUGGCAGCAUUGAGGAAGUCGGUCACAUUAAGUCCGAACCAAAUGGGCAUCCUGUCAAGGUCGAAGCUGACCAGAGAAAUGGGGAAAACGGAGUCAAAGCCGAAGAGGAAAAGGAAGAAGAAGCCGACGAAGAAAUUGUUGCCCAGCCACAGCGGACGUUCCUCAUCAUGGGCUGCGUCACUCUCAAAUGGUCGGGGAGAGAAAAGCAGAUCGAACUCGAAUGGGAGGGCAACACAAUGAACGACGGCAUAGCAGACGCAGUCAUGGCCGUGCUCAUGACGGUUGAGAGCAGUCCGGCAGCUGUCAAAUACUCGUCGAGCAUAUCGGCACAUUCACACCACGGCUACAAGCAUGAAAAGAACGGUGUCAAGGCGUUGACUAAUGAACUGACCAAUCUCUCUCCACAAGAUCGAUUCUCAAGGCUGUGCAUGUUCCUCGAAGAACAAUUCGGCGACAAUAUCACCCCCAUAGAGAAGCCGCGCAUGACCAACCCUCCCAACCGGAAAGUCCUGCCGUCCGGGGCCGAAGGGGUCAAAAAGGAAGAGGACGAGGACGAAGGGGCAGAUGCAUCCAACAAGGAAGCCGAUCUCGAACAGGCUGAGGCAGCAGAGCGCGCAAGGCUGGCUGCCGCAGGGAUUCCCGUCCCGGGUCUGGAAAUCCGAUUCGACAAACACGUGGCAAAACUAUGGCUGGAAAAUCUCGACGUGGAAUGCGCCAACGCGGUCCUGCGAGAUCGCAUCAAAGCCGUCGUGGAGAGGGCCGUGGAGACCAUUGCACCACUGUGGGCCGUUCAUGACCAGCAGUCAAAGGUCUGA